This is a messenger RNA of Perca fluviatilis (European perch), 2389 nucleotides long. RefSeq names its product sialomucin core protein 24-like. The coding region runs from base 55 to 897 and encodes 280 amino acids. The transcript has 4 exons. The record is from RefSeq and is a predicted model, not a curated record. NCBI's taxonomy places the organism in Eukaryota, Metazoa, Chordata, Actinopteri, Perciformes, Percidae.
AGGUGAGCCUGAUCCGUCAUCUUAAUCAAGGUUUGGACUUUGUCAAGCUUUCACAUGAGAGAGAGAGAGAGAGAUUUGAAAUGUUUCCAUCUACGUAACUACAACAGAUCAGAGUUGGACUUAAUGGCCAUGGAUACUAUCUUUGCAACGCUGGUUUGUUACCUUCUGGUCCUUUUUGCUGUGGCACGAACAGAAAAUAAUGUGACUAUCACAUCUACCGUAACAACCGCGGGCUUAAACCUGACACACACAACUACGACGGUAGCUUCAUCCAACUCUACUCUUCGUGUGACUGUUAUCUCAAACUCAACUGAGAACACGACUCCAUUUCCCAGCACCACCCGGGACAAUGAAACGGUCACCAAAACAGAAGCUACAACUGAGAGCACAAGUCCUCUUCAGACAUCUCAGUCAACAACCGUCGCGACUCCUCUAACAAAUAAUACAUCACUGACGACCACAUCACCUGGCACUGCAACACUUACUGCGCUGUCAAAGCCGACAACACAGACCACAAUAGGUUCCAUAAGUACACCUGAUACCACAGUAAAUACAACUGCAAAUCCAUCUCACACUGUCAACACGACAUCAGAUUCAAUGUACGGAACCACACAAGGUUUGGGACUUAACAUUUCAGAUUUUAAUCUGACUGUUCUCUUCAGCGUUGUACUUGGAGUGUUUGCUCUGGCAUUGGUUGUGUUCAUGUUUCACAGAUGCAAACAUAAAAUCCAAUACUUGCAUCAACCUCUGAACAACACUGAUGACACGGAUGCAUUUGUGGCAGAGGAUGACACGCUCGUAAUUUCUGGAGGACUUUAUGAUGGCCAUCCAAUAUACGACAACGUACCAACAGCCCCAGCAGACCAAUCGCAAUUCCGUCUCCAGUUCCUCCAUUAAGAAGAGAGUUCCUACAGUUUGAGAGGUCACCUUUGGUGCUUGACAGGAUGAACAAAACCAAUUUUCUUCAUCCACCAAUUUCAACAAUUUUAAGACUGUAUUUCACCCUCUUCAUGAGAGGCUAACGGCAGAGAGGAAGGGAACAUUAGGAUGGGCAGAACAUUCAAAAAAGGACAAUGCUGAUCGAUGUGAACAUUACUUUUAAUUCUAUCACUGUCAAUACUAGGAUACAUAAAUUUACUAAAUAUAUUAAGCUAUUAAUACAUUACCAACUACACCAUUUCCCACACCAACAAUAUAAACAAAUGAGAUGUCAUUUGAACACCAGUAAAGAUAAAUUAUUCAAAACAACAGCGCUAUAACAAACAGAAUUUUUUCAAAGUACUUAAAAGCGUAGAGGGUGACUCUGCAGUCACUUAACGUUUACCUCUAAACAACAAACUGAACUAAAAAAAGCCAGAAUAAUUAAAUAUUUCUGUUGUGAACAAUACUGUUUAACUGAUCCUAAACAACGCUAUGCAUAUUAAGAAAUACAUUGGCCUGUUAAUAUUAUUACUACUGUCUAUUUGAUCCCUAUAUAUGCAUGUUAACAAAGUUGUAAUAUGAACGUCUAAUACUGUUAAAGUUACUAUUUAUCUGACCUGUAACAACCCUAUUCAUGCAAAGAUUUUCUCAUUGGUCGUCUUCUUUUUUUUGUCACAGCCAGUAACAGCCGUCCAACCAGCAUCUCUCAUCCUUUUCAUUGCAGCUAACUUCAAAGAAUUCCCUGGGGAUUUAUGAAUGGCAGGGCUCUGGAUCUGAAAAGUUGUUGAUUCAUUUUUAAAAAAAUUUAAAAACUUACCAGGGAUUAUUUCGUGUUUGUUCAUGUAUACAUAAAUACAUUUUCAAAUAGCAUGUACCUUUCUAAAGAUGUUGAGUUUGCCGUGUGGAGCGGGUAGAUUGGGUACAGGUGCACUUGCAAAGGUCUGCCAAGAAGAGAAACAGGACACCAAAUCAGCUCUUCUACAAUAUAUUCACAGAGCCAAUGAUACUGUAUUCUUCUGACAAAUAAUAAUAAAAUAAUAAAAUACAACUCACCAAGAGAUCGUUUUGAUCAGAGCUGUCAGACUUGGGGUCAAGGUCUAUGGGGCUGUCCCCCCAGCGUGCUGCCUUUUCAGCAGAUGGAGGCGUCCUUAUUCUGUAGGACUGUAAAGGAAUACAAAAAGUAAAUGUCAGCAAAAGUCAUUACUAUUUUUAUUCAUUUUGGAAAAUGUCAGAAUAAUACUGUAUAUUACUUUGAUCUUGGUUGUUCCGCCAACCCUGUUUGUAAUAUUUCUUAGGGUUUUCAGGUCUUCAUUGUGAAUUUCCUAUGAUGCAAAGUCAAUGUCAGUCUGAGUGUUAUGAUUAUGAUUGCUACAAUAGAAGACAUAAUCACACAGACUUAGCUUUUAUGUCAUACAUCAUAGCCAGUCAACAUUUACUUCAUAAAUACAUUAAACUGUUGUCCACCUUG